CGCCUGGUGUCGUCGCUGUGUGCUGAUGAUUCGUGGGCGCAUGGUCGUGGUACUGUCGGGAUCGUACUGUGGUAUUGAUAUUUGUCGCUUAUAUCAACACAAAGAUAUAUGGUGAAACACUGCCAUUUCAACAUGAUGUAUAUUCGAACAACCUGUGUCUUUUUUGGAAUCAUGUCAUGGGCGUGUUUCUGGAUAUAUGGAGUGGAUGGAACGUCUACAGUAAUUGAACGUGAAGCGGGAAGUGAUGUUAUUUUAGAGUGUGAAGGGGUAAGUAAGAAGGCAGCCAUCUGGUAUAUGCCAGACAUCGAUGGAUAUGUUGUGGAUAUGUUUGAGGGUCCUGAAGGAUGCAAGAUACGCUACGGGAAUCCACGUCGGUCAGAGCUGUCAUUGGGAAGUACAAACUGCAGAAAACAUGCCCUCAAAAUCUCCAACAUCAGCAAGGUGCACGAAGGAAAUUGGAAGUGUCAAAUACAAGGAGUAACCAGAAGCAUCGAUGUCAAUGUUUUGGCACGGUCUGCAGAACAAACAACUGAAGUAACAACGACUACGUCAUCGUCACCAAGGGCAAAAGUGACAUCAACAUCAGCAGCUCAAGCCACUACUACGUCCACUGCCCCCGGAUCUACUCACUCAACAAAUGAACCUACAACCUCUGUAACGGAUACAAGCAGCACAGGGUUUAAGAAUGAAAGAACCGAAGACUCUACAAAUCCCCAAACACCCCCCGUAAACUCCAUGCUGCCCCUGCUUGGCGGAACCAUUGGCGGCGCUCUGGUUCUACUUGCUGCCGUCAUCACCGUCUGCUGCUUACUCCGAUCAAGGAAACAGAGGCAAACCGAUGGCUCUACUGAGCGGCCUGUCAAAGGUCAUCCCAGAAAUCAAGAUCCGGAACAGAGAGAAGAUGCUGUGAUGGUGGGUAAUCCCAUCUACAGCAGCUACGAUGGGGACGUGGACUAUGCCCAGAUAGGUGGGGCCAGACAGACAGCCAGCACCAAGGACCCCCAGGCGUCCCCUGGUACAUCUCAGGAGGUUACAGACAUAUACGCCAUCCCGGAUAAACAGCGUUCAUCAACACUGAAUGCGGAGGCCGUUGCCUGUGAUGUGUACAGCGUCGUACAGAAACAACCCAAGUCGGAAGGUGAAGACAGUGAAGUGGACUGUGAAGUGGACUGUGAAGCGUGGACAUGGUUGUCACUCGUGACAGUGUAUGUAACCAAGGACGUUUUGAAAUUGAAGCCACAUAUUACUGAUUCACCAUUUAAUGGACUACAGGCGUGGACAUGGUUGUCACUCGUGACAGUGUAUGUAACCAAGGACGUUUUGAAAUUGAAGCCACAUAUUACUGAUUCACCAUUUAAUGGACUACAGGCGUGGACAUGGUUGUCACUCGUGACAGUGUAUGUAACCAAGGACGUUUUGAAAUUGAAGCCACAUAUUACUGAUUCACCAUUUAAUGGACUACAGGCGUGGACAUGGUUGUCACUCGUGACUGUGUAUGAAACCAAGGACGUUUUGAUGUCAUUUUGUUAAUACUGUGCUGUAUCUUGUUUUUCAAUAUAACUCUUUGGAUGUACACAUUCUCCUGUCUUCAAUGGAUAAGUUGAAGGACAAACUCUCACCCUGCCAAAAGACCACACAUAAUUAUUUGUAUUUAUCAACUACUGUAUUUGGAUAACUGUUUUUUUCUUUAUUGGCGUUUCUAGGCUGUACAAUGCAUUCGUAACACAACAUAAAAUAAACUUUUGCCCAGUGAAA
Haliotis rufescens (red abalone) is the source of this 1755-nucleotide messenger RNA. RefSeq lists its product as uncharacterized. The record is from RefSeq and is a predicted model, not a curated record. Bases 109 to 1530 code for a protein of 473 amino acids. The transcript is spliced from 9 exons. Lineage: Eukaryota; Metazoa; Mollusca; Gastropoda; Lepetellida; Haliotidae.